AUGGUAGAUCUACAUCCUCACCAAUUUUCCCCGUCCAAUUCCAUCAAUUUCUGCCAGAAUCGACGAUUUUCUGAUCCAAUUUCCGCCCAGUUCAUCGAGCUGUUCGUCCAGUUCGUGCCCGACCGGCACUGCCGGUCCUUCCCAGCGGCACUGCCGUGCUCCCGGCACUGCCGGUUCGUCGUCAGCGGCACUGCCGCCCGCCUCUAUCUUCCUCCUCACGCGCAGCACUACAACGCCAUCAAGCCGCUCGCGCCGCCCAUCACCACCUUCGCAUCACCUGCGCCCAACGCCACCAGGCCACAAUCGUGCAAGCAGCUCGGUCGCUGCCCCCGCCCCCACUCGCCCCCGCCUCGAUCCGCCCCGCGCUCGAUUCCAUUGACCACCACCAGCCGCCGCCGCCCCGGCUCCCCCGGCCGCACGCCUUCGCCCGUGCCACGCCCAAGCCACCGCGCGCCGCCUCCACCAGGCCCAGCCAGCCGCCGCCCGCACCAGGCCCAGCCAGGCCGCCGCCAGCAGCCCACGCACCCACAGGCUCCCGCGCAGCAGCUCCCCCGACCACCUCCGCUCGCCCGCGCUGCAGACCCGGCCCGCGCAGCAGCUCUUCCGCUCGACCAGCAACAGCCCGCCCGCCCCUUGCUGUUUCGCUCCACGCGCGGCCAAGCCAAGCAGCCCCAGGCCACAGCCGCGCGCACGCCACCAGCUCCACCUCGCGCAGCUGCCCAGUACCAACCGUUUGUGUCGUUUUUGUGCUGUUCUUCGUCCACGAAGAGGAACCCGCGCUCCGGCCGCCGGCCAGCCCGCACCGCCCCUGGCCCCGCUCCAUCUCCAGCACCUACGCCCGCGCGCCCGCCCACCCGCCGGCCUCGCUCAUCAUCUGGAUCCGCUGCCGCACGCGCGCAAGGUCGUGCCCAAGCUCCCCGCCCUGACUCGCUCGCCACCAGCAGGCACAACCACGCGCUCAGACCUUGCGCUGCUCACCCCAGGUUAACGCCCAGCGCGUACCUGCCGCACCCAGCGCCCGACCGCCACCAUCCUGCUUGA
Molecule: messenger RNA, 1041 nt
Organism: Lolium perenne
Lineage: Eukaryota; Viridiplantae; Streptophyta; Magnoliopsida; Poales; Poaceae
Source: RefSeq, a predicted model, not a curated record